UAUUUCUAUUUUUGAUUAAAAAUGGACAAAUUAAGGAGAGCUUUGAACGGUAAUGAACGAUGCGAUGAAGAAAGUGGUAUUAUAACCCAGGUUGAUGCAGAUUUCAUGGUUAUGGAUCAGACAACCUUAAGUUGGUCUACCAGGAUAAAAGGUUUUGCAAUUUGUUUCAUCGUUGGCAUAUUAUGUUCAUUCCUUGGAUCAUUUGCCUUGUUUUUACAGAAAGGUCUUACCGUAUUUGCUGUAUUUUAUACUUUAGGCAACAUUAUCUCUUUAGCCAGUACGUGUUUCUUGAUGGGUCCAUUUCAUCAGUUUAAGAAAAUGUUUGCAUCGACAAGAAUAAUUGCAACAAUAUUAGUAUUUGCAUCAAUUGCUUUGACACUUUUUGCAGCUUUACACAACAGUGUCAAAUUUAUUUUGAAACAUAAAAUACUUUGUGAUUUCUAAACCACAUGAUGUCGUGAAAAACGCGCACACGCGCCUCCCACACGUGCACAGGAAGAAAAAAGAGGGGAAAUAAGAUGUCAGUCAUGACUUUGAGUAACAUCUAGAAGGUUUCAGCCAUCAGUCGGACACAUUGAAAAGUGCAAAUGCCGGCAAACCAUUACUUUCGAACUUAAUAACUCGAAAUGUGCUUAACAAUAAAGUACUUUAUAAUAGCGUUUUGGAAAGAUUUUGAAAUAAGUUACAUGAAUACGUAAUAAUAAAU
This is a messenger RNA of Cyphomyrmex costatus, 706 nucleotides long. Its product is annotated as vesicle transport protein SFT2B. NCBI's taxonomy places the organism in Eukaryota, Metazoa, Arthropoda, Insecta, Hymenoptera, Formicidae. The coding region runs from base 22 to 444 and encodes 140 amino acids. Gene Ontology annotation, biological process: vesicle-mediated transport. The record is from RefSeq and is a predicted model, not a curated record. Gene Ontology annotation, cellular component: membrane. The transcript is spliced from 5 exons.